Chara braunii is the source of this 7881-nucleotide messenger RNA. NCBI's taxonomy places the organism in Eukaryota, Viridiplantae, Streptophyta, Charophyceae, Charales, Characeae. The record is from the annotation of a GenBank genome assembly.
ACGUCAGCAGACCACGUCAUCAGGCUACGUCAGCAGGACACGUCAGCAUUGCCACGUCAGCAGCAAGGGAUACCACAUCAGCAGGCACCGGUCUGGUCUAUGCUGUUUCGUUCACAGACAGCAGUCAUGGACCAGAAGGCCGGGGAAACAGACAAGGCCUAUCAGGCCCGUAUGUUAGCCUGGAGUACUAAGACAAAGAAGCGGGCAGAUGACGCUGCCUCAGCAGCCAAGAAAAGGGCAGAGGAUGCCGAACAGGCACGUCUGCUUGUCGUGCAACAACAGCGCCAGCACGAUGAGGCAGCAGCAAGGGCUGCCGAUGAAGAAAGAACACAGCGUCGUGAGAAGAUAUUCACCGGAGAGCGGGCGUUACUUACCAUGGCAGCAGAAUGGCGAAGCGAGGCCGAGAACAGCCAGUUGGAGGACAGCGCAAACAAGAUAGCGCUUCUCCUCUCGCAUCUCACGGAUCUCCUGGCAACCUGCAUUACACAGCAGGCGGAGAUCCUUGGUCUCGACAACUCGGUAGCUCAGCUCCAAGACCGCCUUCAGCGGGUGGAGCAGCGACCAGUCGCGGCCGCCGAUGCAGGCUCUUACUGCCGACCGCCUCACCGCAUUGGACACGCACGUCGACUCCCUCCAGGACGGCGCACAGUUACAGCAGACCGCGACGCAACAAUUGCAGCAGCGGAUCUGCACUACCGCCACCACCUCGACUCCACAACGUCAAGGAAAACAAGCACCACGCCUACUUGUACUCUCGCUCAGGCGUGGUUGGAGAACUUGUUGUCCAAGUACGGAGUGGUAGCAGCGGACUUGCACACCAUGAUCACCUGGGAUGAUCUGAAGGCGGCGUGGCACAUGCGGUUCCAGGUGGAGCCGCCAGAGAUCAAAGCCAUGGACAAGCUCAUGGUCUUCGAGCAAGGCACGCUGCCGAGGUCGGACUGGAUCGCCGAGUACCAAUGCUUGACGUCAGUCCCAGACAUCCAGAUGAGCUUCAAGGCCAUCCGCCACUACUUCAUCUCAAGUUCAUACGCAGGUUUGCCCAUUGAAAGGCAAGGGCAAUUAGGGAAACUGAGCACCGCCGAGAGUGACGUGAAGACACUCUCGACGCCUUCGGAACUGGUUUCUUCGCGAGUGACCAGCCUUCAUUCCGAGGCGCACGCGGAAGUCGACAGUCCUCCGCUUCUAUUUUCCUUUGAGGACUACGCUGCCCGGCUCGUUCCAACGCUGGGUACUCAAGCUCAAGGACAAGGAGUGUGUGCGGUUUCUUCUCCGUCCGGCAACAACAACAUAUCGUCUUCAAGUGGUUCAUCACGGGAUUCAGCGCGCGAGUUCAAGAUAGAGGUUUUGGACCCGCUCACGUCUGAGGACUUUGCAUGGCUUCCUCUCCCGACCACAGGCUGUUUGCCGGGACCGCAAUGCGCAGCACUAUGCGCUCAUCUCCACACUUACCUUUCCUUCUAUGCACCACCAACUUCGCCGGCGGAUGACGAAGUCGCGGUGGGGGACAUCUUGGCGUACGUUACCAAGGUGGCCCGCGAGUUUUGCACGCAGCGGUACGAUAACAACAAUGCACCGCUCAUGUAUGUCCGCAUCCAGGUUGGGCAAGCGUCCUGCAGCGCUUUGCUGGAUAGCGGCGCGACUCGCAACUUCAUAAGUCAGUCUUUUAUGCAAAGAGUUGGCCUUGGCGCACAAGUUCGGAGGAAGGCAAACCAGACGGCGAUCAAGUUGGCGGAUGGUAAGACGCAACAACUUCUUGACCGUUACAUCGAGGCCGUACCGGUCUACUUCGCACCUCAUGCAUGCGAACCGGUAACAUUCGAUAUUCUCGACACGGACUUCGACAUCAUUCUGGGAAUGCCUUGGCUCGCGAGUGCAGAUCACACGGUCAACUUCCAUCGGCGGACUCUUAGCGUUCGCGACGCCUUCGGCGCAGAAGUGGCGUGUACUAUUCCUCUACCGCACUCUUCAAUCCGGUGCCAAGUGGUGACGGCCAAAUCAUUCCGGGAAACUUGUGCUUACGAGCAGCCCGAGGAGAUCGGCAUAUGUUUCGUACGGACCGUCACGGUAGCCGACUCUUCACCCACGGACUUGCCUUCGGACCCCCGUGUGGUAGGGUUGCUGGACGAGUUCGCCGACAUCUUCGAGUCACCUACCGGUGUGCUGAACGAUCGCUACAAAACCGCAUUCAAGACGCGGUACGGGCAUUUUGAGUGGGUGGUCAUGCCUUUUGGCCUCACCAACGCCCCGGCGACGUUCCAGGCGGCGAUGACCAAUGAGUUCCGUGCAAUGUUGGACCGGUUCGUGCUGGUCUACUUAGACGAUAUUCUCGUCUACAGCCGGACAUUGGAGGAUCAUCUUGGACAUCUUCGACGAGUGUUGGAGACGCUCCGCCGUGCCAAGUACAAGGCCAACCGCGACAAGUGCGAAUUUGUCCGGCAAGAGCUGGAAUACUUGGGCCAUUUUGUCACACCGGAGGGCAUCAGUCCGCUAUCGGACAAGAUUCAGGCCGUCCAAGAGUGGCCGAAGCCUCAGAACGUCACGGAUGUCCGCUCGUUCCUCGGUCUUACUGGCUAUUAUCAGCGCUUCAUCAAAGGCUACUCCAAGAUCGCGGCCCACUUGAACAAGCUUCAGUGCGAGGAUCGGCUGUUUGACUUUGGAGAGGAGGCGCGAGGAUCAUUCUUCGCUCUCAAAGCCGCGCUAUUGUCUGCGGAGGUCUUGCGGAUAUACGACCCGCUCGCACCUACACGUGUCACUACGGAUGCGUCAGGCUAUGGCAUUGGUGCAGUCCUCGAGCAACAUGAUGGUGUGGACUGGCACCCGGUCGAGUACUUCAGCAAGAAAGUGUCACUCAUUAGUGUCAAGCUUGAGCCAGUGGAAGUAAACUAUGCUGAAACAAGAUAUGAGGAGAAGAGAGGGAAGCAGGAGAACACACUGUCAAUCAAUGUCGGAAGGAAGACUCUAUUCUUGUACAAGAUGCCUGAGAAAGAGAACAGUGAUGCACCGAUCAGCAGCCCUAUCGAGCUGGCGUUCCAAGAUCAAUAUGGCAGUAUUCAGUGUCAUAAAUGGUUCGGAGAGGGUUACAUCAUGGUCGGAUUCAGUACAGGCUCCCUGGUCGUCAUCUCAACACACAACAAGGAACUAAGUGAGGAGGUGCACUCCGGGCGUCAGCACAAGGUGUGUGUUUGGGUCUACAUCAUUUCUCUUGGUAAUAUUGACGUGAACGUCCGCGACACGCGGGCAGGGGUAGCGCCAGCAGUGAAGAUCGACGACGAGAUGCAAUACGCAGCGCAGCACUCCGGGCGAGGGAUGGAGAUGGAAGGGGAGCUACAACGUGAAGCACUUCGAUUACAGGAUAAGCUCUUUUAUAAUGAAGACGAACUCUCGCUUACAGAAGAUUCUGAAGGUGAGCAAGACGAUGAUCGCGAAGCACGAGGGAUGGAGAUGGACGAGGAGCUACAGCGUGAAGCACUUCGACUACAGGAUAAGCUCUACCAUAAGGAAGACGGAGUCUCGCUUACAGAAGAUUCUGAAGGUGAGCAAGAUGGUGAUCGCGAUGUUCCUUGCUAUUAUACAAAUAUCUGCGCUAUAGGUGAGAUCUGGGAUUCUGGAAGAGGGAUGAGUUGUGCCGUUGCUGUGAUUGGGGAUGGAGAGAGGGAAUAUGCCGCUGAUGACGCUGGUAAGUGGGAGGUUGGGGAUGAGUGUGUAGAUGGCAAUGAAGAGGGGGAAUAUGCCACUGAUGAUGUGGCUGAGUGGGAUGGGGAGUGGGGACUACUGGCAAUGGUGGAAAUGGCGGCAGCGGCAGCGGCGACGACAACAGUAACAACAACAACUUCAACAACAAUGAUAAUGGAGGUGGAGCAGAGGUUGGAAGAAGGGAGGCAAGGAAUGGGCGGGAUUGGCCAGACGGGCGGGACGGUUGGCAACAACAAUGACAGUAACAUCAUUGACAACAAUAACAAUAGUAACUUCAACAACAGCGGUGUGCGGCGAACGGGCGAACUGGGUGGGAUAAGCGUGAAGGAGGAUAACAACAACAACAACAACAACAACAACAACAACAACAACAACAACAACAACAACAACAACAACAACGGCGACACCAACGCAGUAUUGACAGUGAGCACAGAAGACGGAGACGUUCACAGUUUUCUGGCCAGCCUUCCAGUGGUCAACCAUUCGUGUGAGACGAGGAUGGUGUACCUUACUUCACUUCUUGAGGUCUCUGUGAUCGACGUAGUUGGGCAGGAACUUCCCAUCAAGUUCGAAAUCGCGACCGAGCCAGCGUUUUGUGCACUUGGUCCUCUUCAUGUGGCCAUUGGCAUGAACAAUAAGGCUUGGUUUUAUCGGAUUGGCCCGGACAGCCCACAAAAUGGAACCAGACUGGAGCAGCAAAAGGACUAUUUGGGAGCCGUUGAGGAGAUACGAUUGAACCGGCGGUACGCUGCAGUUCUCUCAGAGGGAAGAGUGGAAUUGCAUCCGAUUGGCCUCUACAAGGGCGAUCUCCCGUUGAAUCCUCCCAAUAAGAAGGAGGGAGCCGAAGAAGGAAAAUUCACAAGAAGCUUUAAGUUAGAUGACGUCGAAUCGAAGUACUUUCCAGAGAAAGGUGUAGCAAACGAUGUGACUUGCGUUGCUUUGACUCACUCGCUGCUCAUAUAUGGCACAAAGAGGGGGACUAUCCACUACCAUUACCUGGACGAUGGGACAGGAACUAAUGUGGUCAGUGAGUAUCGUCAUCUGGAAGGUGGUAUCAAGAGGGUGAUCCAGAGUGCGAACAGCGUCAAGGUGGCCGCUCCCAAGGAGGAGGAGGCCYGUCCUCGCAGGGAGCCAGUCAAAGUCAAAUUCCCUGAUUCCUAYARYGGGAAAAGGGAAGAGAACUUUGACAAUUGGGAGGCCAAUGUUAAGACGUAUGUGCAUUUGCAACAGGUCUCCCCGGAUCAACAGGUCUUAAUUGCGAUCCAUGCACUUAGAGACGAGGCCGCCAAUUUCGCGAGAUCCCUUGUUCGUGCUGCCAACUGUAGUGACGAUCGAGUUGCGUACUCCUCGUUUACGUCCCUCAUUGAAUUCUUGAAGCUGCUGCGCGAGCGAUUCGCCGAUGUUGCCCGUAGUGUCAAAGCCUCAGAUAGGCUUCAGACAAUACACUCGCGCCAAUGGAAGAGUGCAAGGGCACUCAAAGGCACAAUGGAUGAGUUGGUGGCUGUUCCUGACCACAAGGUCACGGAAACCCAGUUGGUCAACCUUUUCUACCGGGCUAUGCCCGAAACGCUGCGUGGUCACUUCUUUGACAAGAGUCAAGACCCUGCUAUGACUUAUGAUAUACUUAGCAGGGAAGUGCUCGCGCUCGAGGCGAAGUCUGCGUCGAUUUCCACCUUCUGGCACAAAGAUUUAGACGAGGGCAAAAAGUGGAAGGGCCGCACUAUCUCAGGGCAAGUCAAGACCAAGGAUAGCCUUGUGCUCACUUUAGAUGAGGGUAGUGUGGACGAGAUCCCCUACGACCAGAUUGGAUGGGGGUUCGAGGAGGAGGACAGUAGUGUGGGCCAGGGGAGGACUUACGCUGCUGUCGCGGCUAGAGGGAGGCCGCAAGGAGGACGAGGCCAAGGCCAAGGGGGCCGGGCCUCAGGGAGCCGGUUCCAGGGCGAUCAGGGGGUUGGCGGCAGAGGAGGGAACCGCCAAGCGGGAGGUAGGGGUCAAGGUCCCCCGCAAAACCGUCCUAGGAACAGGUCUCCCUAUAGAGUAGCAGGAUGGCACCCAGGGCUACCUCAGGAGGGAGUUCAGGCGUAUUUCCGCCUAGAGAAAGAUGGGAAGGUGGAGAAGGUCCUCCACUCCCUGACUCUCCUCGUAGAGGACAGCCUCCCGUUUGAUAUAGUACUGGGAAUGGAUUGGGGAGAAUCAGUCGGGGCAACGCUCCAUCUGAAGGAACACGAGUGUAGACUCCCUAGUUCUGCAGGCGAGGCUAAGACUGCCUGCCUGUUUCAUGUGUCAGGAGUAGAGAAUUCCUUGGCACAUUGCUGCCUUAGUGCCCCUGCGUUCGCCAAAUUGGUGAAGAAGGAGAAAUUAGAGGAACAGGUCUUUAUUGCCUAUGUUAGGCCCGUCACUGAGCCUACGGAAGAGAAGCCGAUGGACCCUGCGAUUGCCAAGCUGCUGGAGGAGUUUAAGGAUUUGACUGAGCCGCCGACAGGCACGGUGCCACGGCCCAUCCAGCACCGUAUCGAGAUAGAGCCUGGCAGUAGAACUCCUAAGGGUGCUGUGUAUAGGAUGUCCCCGUGGGAGUUAGAGGAGCUUCGCAAGCAAUUAGACGAGCUCCUCCAGAAGGGUUGGAUUAGGCCCAGUUCGUCUCCUUUCCGAGCGCCUGUUCUCUUUGUUCCUAAGAAAGAGGGAGAGCUGAGAAUGUGCAUAGACUAUAGGGGUCUAAAUGCUAUUACAGUAAAGAAUGUUGAGCCACUACCUAGGAUCGACGAUCUCUUAGAUCGAGUGCAGGGGGCUAAGUAUUUCUCUACGAUAGACUUAAAGUCCGGAUAUCAUCAGAUAGAGGUACACCCUGAUGAUCAGUAUAAGACAGCCUUCCGGACUAGGUACGGGCAUUGUGAGUUUAUAGUGAUGCCCUUUGGACUAACCAAUGCGCCAGCAACUUUUCAGCGGUGUAUGAAUGAUUUGUUUAGGCCGUGGUUAGACAAAUUCGUUGUAGUAUAUCUAGAUGACAUCCUAGUGUUUAGCCGGACCCUCGAAGAGCAUCAGGGUCAUCUCAGGCAAGUCUUGGAGAAGCUAAGAGAAGUUAACUUCAAGAUCAAUGCAAAGAAGUGCGAUUGGGCGAAGACCCAAGUUUUGUCUCUAGGCCACGUCUUAGACGGAGAUGGCAUUAAGCCAGAAGAUAGCAAGAUCGCAGCGAUUAGAGAUUGGCCCACGCCACGUACGCUGACAGAGUUGCGCUCGUUCUUGGGCUUAGCGAAUUACUACAGGAAGUUCGUAAGGAACUUCUUCACCAUCGCUGCGCCCCUUCACAGAUUGCUGAGAAAAGAGACAAUCUGGAAGCGGGACAAGGACUGCACGUCCGCCAUGAAGAAGCUAAAGCAGGCGUUGAUAGAGUAUCCGGUCCUUAAGGUCGCCGAGCCGUCCUUGCCUUUUGUUGUUACUACGGAUGCUAGCCAGUACGACAUAGGCGCAGUGUUACAGUUAUGGCCAAAUGCGCUAGGGACACGGGUUGUGUUUGAAGACGAUCGACAUCAGAUUCAUCUGCAUAAUCCAGUGAAUGAUCAGAUCAUGCUUGUGCCGGAGUUCUCAGGGACACCAGAGAUGAUCCUGUGGGACGUGUUUGAUGGCCACGUCUUUGUGCUGGUGGACCCUAAAGAUUUCUCUGUCUUUAUUGUAUGCCCCGCGACUGUGGCUGGUGCCAGCAUAACACUUCUUGGGAAAUCUCCAAGGCCGCUCGGUUUCCAUCCGGUUGUGAUAUUUCAUGGUAUAAUUACCUGCCAGCUGAAGAGUGGCUCCUUGGAGAAUGUGACCUUGUCUACACAUUCAAGUCUGCAGGUGUUCUUCCGUCGCCAGCUUCAGAGUAUGUACUCCGCUUCGCUGCUCGACUAUCCCCUCUUACUUUUCGUUCGCGAUCAUGCGGACGGUUAAAGCGCUGUCGUUGUCAAUGGCGCCGCUCGGCUAUGGUGACAGAGCCUGGCCCGUCAGGGGUGAUAUAUUCUUCUGUCUCGGCAAGCGGGUGGCUUAGCUGAUUCGGUUGCUGCUUCCUCCAGCACGGCGGAAAGAGAAGAGGGAGGGAGUCUUUUUCGACCUUUGUGGUUUUGUUUGUGGUUUUGCUUGUGUUGUUCGUCUGUGUGUUCUUCACUUGUGCAGGUACACCUACCUGAUCGAGGGACCACGUCGCCGCCUUUUGACUCG